AGGACCGACCGUAAACAGGAGAAAGCGGAAACAAAAGAGGUUUUCUAAAAACACAAACACAUCCCCGGUUGUCGAAGUACUCAGGGAAUAAACUACAGCCAUUUGGUUCGCCAACAAUAAUAGUGAAAUUUAAAUAAAGUGCGAGUCGACGUCAGUUGAGGAGCAAACUGCAUCUACAUGGCACUGAAAAGAAUACAGAAGGUAUAGCUCCUCCUAGGGAAGAUCUUGAAGGCUCUUCUCCCUUAUGCCACUCCUUGCAACCAGGAAGUAACCUGAGGGUUGUGGAAAGACAUGGAUAUUUACCAGGCAAGGUCUGCUGGAGUACACCUUUAACACAUUGGUGGCACUAACACCAGUUGGAAGAAGAGAGAAGGUAGUGGAGAAAAAGAACCAAAGAAGGAGCUGCAUGACCUGCAGAGAGACCCACCAGCACAGUGCUCUGCUGGCCCUGUGGGGGAAGACUUGUUUCAUUGGCAAGCAACCAUAAUGGGUCCGGGUGACAGUCCUUACCAAGGAGGAGUAUUCUUUCUCACAAUCCACUUCCCCACCGACUACCCAUUCAAGCCACCGAAGGUAGCAUUCACAACUAAGAUUUAUCACCCGAAUAUAAACAGCAAUGGGAGUAUCUGUUUGGACAUUCUACGGUCACAGUGGUCUCCAGCACUAACAGUGUCUAAAGUUUUAUUGUCCAUAUGUUCAUUGCUUUGUGAUCCAAACCCAGACGACCCCUUAGUUCCAGACAUAGCUCACAUGUACAAGAACGACAAAGACAAAUACAACAAACUAGCAAAAGAUUGGACCCAAAAGUAUGCCAUGUAAAGAAAAAGAAAGAUGAAGAAAAACAUGCUGAGAACUUUUCCUUUUUUUUUAUGUCACAACACACUGUAAAUUAUAGUAUGGAAUCAUUACGUAAUCUUAGGUAAUUUUCAUUCAGACAACUGUUAUUAACAUGAUUAUUAAUCCGAGACCAUGACAAACAUUCUUUGUUUUUAUAUGGAAGCAGAAGGUUUUACUUUGAGCAGAAGGGAAAUAUUGCCUAUUGGCAUUUCAUAGAUACCGUGAUAUUUCAAAGUUUGGUAUGUUGUUUGUUUUUGUAUCAAGGAAAUUUUAUUUAUGAGUUUAUUACAAAUUGCUUCAAAGCAUUCUUCAUUUUUGAAGUAAAACUAGUGGAUUGUAGGUCAUAAAUCCCAACGUAUGCCAUUCAGCAAUAAGCCUUUUUUUAUUUUUAAAGGAGCUGAGUAAUAGUGCAGCAAGCUGCUCCAUAACUGGAAAAACCCAGGUUCAGUCCCUGCUGCGCUCAUCAGCAGCCUGCAAGGAAACGCAGUGAACCAUGGAAAUAUGGAAGGGUGAAUGCCAAAUAUGUAAGCCCCUUAUUCUGACACAUUUUCAGUGGGUGAUGGAGUUUCUUUUUUUUUUUAUAGUUCUUUUGCAUCUUGUAGCAGACCAAGUGGAAUGAAACAAUGUACUGUUGCAGUUUCCCUGAAAAUGGGUGCAAUUACAAGUCAAAGCACCUAGUACUGUCUUCUUUUUAUUAUAAUUGUUAUUAAUUGUAUAGUAUAACAUUUUUUUCAUUUAGAAUGAUCACAAUGUAAAUCUGUCAUUAAAAGUAUGUACUCUUUUCCCCUGAGGUUAGCAGUGAUGUUGGCUUUUUGGUUGGAUUUACACAGGCACAAAAAUCUGAUUUUUAACCAUGAAACCUGUACCUAAGGUUUAAUGUGUUCUUCUGUUUGACCUCCAGUCUGUCUGUAUAUCUAUCUAUGCUAUAGAAAUGGUAAAAAUCCCAUUUUCUGUUUCUGUGUAAGCAGUCUCACUUGUGUCUGAGGCCUGUGUGCCACCUUUUGUACUGAAUUAAAGAAUGGUACAGUUUUUA
Perca flavescens (yellow perch) is the source of this 1870-nucleotide messenger RNA. Its product is annotated as ubiquitin-conjugating enzyme E2 D4. The record is from RefSeq and is a predicted model, not a curated record. The transcript is spliced from 9 exons. Bases 487 to 819 code for a protein of 110 amino acids. NCBI's taxonomy places the organism in Eukaryota, Metazoa, Chordata, Actinopteri, Perciformes, Percidae.